ACUUUUGAAAAGCAGAAUGCCUAACGAAAAAUCAGAAGAUUUUGAAGAAGCAGAUUACGAGGAGACGGAAGCGGUAGAUGAGGAGCAAGCAGAUGCUGAGUCCAUCCUCACGGAGUACGACUCGGACGACUUCGUGUCCGGCGCCGUCACCAGCCCCGACUCCACGCUGCCCGACAACCUUUUCCAGUUCGAAUACUCGUACGGCUACAACUGCCAGAAGUACUUCAACCUGUGCGCGUGCGACGACGCGGUGGUGUGCUGGGCGGCCGGCAGCAUGGUCACCUUCAUGGACGUCGAUACCAAGCAGACAUGGUUCCGCAGGAGCACCACGGGCGGCACUGUUGGCGCUAUCACGUCUUACCGACAAGACCCGCGCUACCGCAUCGCGAUCGCCGAGGCGGGGGAGGGGGAUCGGGACCCCAUCAUCCUCCUGUACACCUGGCCCCAGAUGGAGAUCGAUGCCGUGCUGAGAGAUGGCACCACCAACGCCUAUUCUAUACUAGACUUUAGCCCAGAUGGCGAACUCCUGGCGUCGGUGGGCAAGGAGCCGGACUACAACCUCACGAUCUGGAACUGGCGGCGGCACACGAUCAUGCUCCGCACCAGCGCCUUCACCUUCGACGUCCACACUGUCGUGUUUUCGCCCUACUGCCCAGGACAACUCACCACUGCUGGGGCGGCUCACAUAAAGUUUUGGAAGAUGGCUCGAACGUUCACCGGGCUGAAACUGCAGGGAGAACUCGGCAGGUUUGGUGGGACGGAGAUAUGCGACGUUGUCGGCGUUUACCCCAUGCCUGAUGAAAAGGUCCUGUCAGGAUGCGAAUGGGGGAACAUCCUAGUAUGGGAGGCGGGUCUUGUCAAAGUGGAGGUGACACGAAGAGGGAGAAAGAGUUGUCAUGCAGCUCCUAUUGUGCAGUUUAUGCUGAGCGCGGCGGGCGACGAGGUGACGACGGUGGCGCGCGACGGGUGCGUGCGCGCGUGGUACUGGGACACGGUGGAGCAGGCCGACCCGCCCGAGGACGACCCCUACGUCGAGCUCAACCCCGUCGCCGACACCUGCGUUCCCGGCUGUCAGAUAAUGUGUUUGAAACAUCAGAAGGACCAUUUUUGGUACGCCCAAGACGGUAACGGCGGCAUCUGGACGGUGGACCUGGAGCUAGACCGCGGCUUGGCGCAGCACACGCGCGUGGUAACGGCGCACGCGGGCGGCGCGGUGGCGCUGGCGGCGCUGCGCACGCGCCCGCUGCUGCUGAGCGCGGGGGCGGACGGCGCGCUGCUCGUGCACCACACGCGGGAUCACGCGCUCCGGGCGAGGUGCUCCUUCGACGCGCCCGUCACGUGCCUGCUGUACCCGCCACUUGACGUGGACCCAACAUCCAGCAUCAUCCUUCUGGGCUUCGCGCACGGCGUGAUGCGAACUCUACUCCUGAACCCCGACCGGCUGGAGGAGCGAGUGUCGCUGGUGGACAUCGUGGCUGACUCCACGCUGUCGAUACACAGCGAGGAGAGCCCUGAUGACGUCAUCAGCCUCAUAUCGUUCGUGAAGCCCCACUCGGCGGCGAUCCGGCAGAUCUGUAUCAACGAGCCGCGAACGCUGCUGGUGACGAGCGGCGACGACGCCACCAUAUUCCUGUACGCCCUGCAGCAGGGAACACCCUUCACGCUGCACCCCCUGGGGUACAUAGAGACACCGAGCAGUAUACAGUUUAUGACGUGGAAACCGGACGAGGAUCGUAUCCUCCUGCUGUGCGGCGCGGCGGGUCUGGUGCUGGAGGCGGAGUUGCCGCGCGUCCCGCCCCGCGACUACGACACACUCACCACGUACAAGCUCGACUUUGUAGCUACCAUGCAGACCGUGUUGAAGAAACACUCUAUCCGGAACCGGCCAGUCCCGACGGAGGAGGACCUGGCGAGUCUGGACGAGGAGGCGCUGAAGGCGCGCGAGGAGGCCGACGAUGAUGACGAGGAGUGGAUCGGCGAGAUACAGCUCGAAGAGGAGGACGCAGGGGGGGAAGUGACAUGGGCGCAAUACUGCGGCGUGGGCGCGGCCGGGCACUGCGGGUCGGCGGGCGACGUGUGGGUGGCGCAACGCGGUGCGGGCGCGCUGCUGCUGCUGCGGCCCGGCGCGUCGCGCGUACAUAAAUACGCCCCCCUGCCCGGCGCCUGGACUGAUACCGUCACUGUGGCGAGAUUUGUUUGCGAGGGUCGCUACAUAGUGUUGGGCACGGACAUCGGGUACAUCCGCGCGGUGCGGCUGCCCACCGCGGAGGAGGACGCGCCCGACCUGCACCGCGCCAGGUGGGACGACGCGCAGAUUAAACUCAAGAAGAUGCUCAAGGGCAGGAGAUUGGCUAAGGAGGAGAGUCAGCCGACGCCGUGCAUGGAGCUGUCGGACUGGUACUACCUGGCCAUGCACGACCGAUACACCGGCGCUCUCACCGCGGUGGAGUUCAGCCCCGAUGCCAAGCAGCUGUACACGAGCGGUGCGGACGGCAACAUCUUCUCGUUCGACGUCAACUUCCCCGAGCCGCUGCUUCCCAGGUCCGCCGCACGAUUCAUACCGAUACCCGCAGAGAUCAAGCGGAUUACCGAGCCGAGUAGCGCGGAGCAGCUGCUGUCGCACGAGCAGCUCAAGCGGCGGCAGGAGCGCGACAAGCUGCUGGCUGCCGCCGCCGCGCACACGCGCCGCCUGCAACAGCGGCUGGCCGAGCUCGCCGCCACAUACACCGACAUCGUCAAAGCCAACAAGAUGCUGCCGUGGUCGCAGCAGGUGGACGUGGUGCUGGACGCGCGGCCGCUGGCGGCGCUGGACGACGAGCUCACUGCAGCAGCAGAGCUCACGCGCCGCCGCCUGGCGCACCCGCUCGCGGCGGCCGAGCUGCGCCUGCGCAAGAUGCACGCGCGAAAUAUAGUACAGCUCGACGUGUUCCCCUUCACGCUCGCUGCCAUUAGUGAUCCAUCUGUGGUGAUCCGCCCACUGCGUCAGAAGAACCUCUCGCAGCGGUUCUACGACCAGCUGCAGGAGGUGCACCAGAAGAUGGCCGAAGCUGCGAUGCAGGGGAGGAAUUUACUCGAAUCAGUAGCACAGGUGGAACCACGUCCGGAGACGGCGGUGCGGCGCACGGCCGGCCGCAAGAGCACGUGGGGCCCGCCCAAGGUGGCGUCGUUCCUGCUGGGCCUGCCCCCGCGCCCGCCACACCCGCUCAAGAAGGCGCUCCGACACUACCACCAGCGGCUGAACAGGCACCACCACCAGUUCGUUGAGUGGCAGGAACACCUACUCCGCAAGCCGGACCCGCUGGCGCUGCCGGCGGGCGCGGCGCAGGCGCUGCGCGACGCCGAGCUCAGCGUCGGCAACCGCGUGCUCAAGACGCAGCCCGAGUACGUCGCGCCGCCCGACCACGACACGCAGCUGCGCCUGUGUCGUACGCGGCAGGAGAUCUACGAGACGAAGCACGAGUUCAACGAGAAGGUGGUCCGUCUCCGGGAGUGGAAGGUGUCGCUGGUGGCGCGCGUCCGCGAUAUCCGAGCGCGCCUCACCGAGAUACACGCGGAGCUGCCGCCGGCCGCCGCGCGGGAGAUGCCCCAGGUGCCGACUAUUGAUGAGGAGUUGGAGUUCCCGGAGAAGAAUUUGGAGGUAAAGCCAGAAGUACCAGUAGUCCAGGCCACCGUCGCCAAGGCCGGCGCGAAGAAGACAUCGGAUCGCAAGUCGUCGGGCAUGUUCCCGCAGCCGCGCACACGACGACCCAGGGUUCCCAAGUUUGUGCCCAUCACAGAAUCCAAACCAAUCACUACUUCGUGGGAGCUUCUUAAGCCGAACCCUGAUGAAGGGUCUUCCGCUGUCGAAAUAGAAAUACGCGAGAGACGUUUGAAACGUCACCUGUUUGAACAAGACGUGCUACUGGCGGAGGCUCAGCAGUUGAUGCAGCAGUUUGAUUCUCAGCUGAGGGUGCUGCAACGGGAGCGAAUACGCGUACAGGAGAGGAAUCAGCUGCUGGAGCUGCACCUGUACCAGCUGCACCGCGAGAUGAACGUCCUCAACCGGUUCGAGGCCAACGAGCACCGCCUCGCAGACAGGGUCUACGAGAAACUCGUGCAGGUCCAAGGUGUCCAAGAGAUAAUAUCUGACCUGGAGGGUCAGAUCGAGGAGCUGGGUGCGGAGAAGGAGGGCUUGGGCGAGGACUGUCAGCAGCUACACGCGCACUUCAAGAAGCUGGUGCAGGACAACGCCUUCGCGGACUUUCUGCGCAGGAUCUUCAAGAAGAAAUAUCGCCCGCCGCGAGAUGCUGACGAAGAAGAGUCCAGCGAGUCGGAGUCGGACUCCUCGAGCUCGGAGGAGGACGAGGGUAGCAUGGACAGCCGCGACAUCGGCCCCAUCCGCCUCGACCCCAACGUGUGUCCCGAAGGCUGCGACCAGGAGCUAUACAACCAGACCUUCGAGCUGAGGAACAAUAGACACGGCCACGAGCAGCGCAUGAUCGAGAUCGACCACACGGUAGACGUCCUGCGCAAGGACAUCGACGCACAGAACAAGCUCGUCGCCAAGUUCUCCCAGCAGCUAGAGCAGAGGAAGAAGGAUCUGAAGGAGUUCAUGAUGGAGAAGCAGAGCUGCCUGAACGAGAUCAGUCAGGUGGUGGUGGUGCGGUACGGGCAGGUGCGGGCGACGGCGCUGCGCGGUGCGGAGGGUGCGGGCGGCGCGGGGGGGACGGGGCUGGCGCGCGCCGUGCUGUUCCCCGCCCGCACGCUGCACGCCCUGCGGCGCCGCGUCACCGAGCUGCAGGGGGAGAUACACCAGCAGAGGGAGCGACAGAAAGUGAACCGCACCCACGUGUUCCGCAUGCGCGUGGACAUGCGCGCGAUGGAGGAGCGCGCGCGGGCGUUGGCGGCGGCGACGCGCGAGGCGCUGGCGCACAAGCUCGGGGAGUACGGCCGCCCGCGCCGCGCCAACGCCGAGCUCGACGAGCUGCUGCGACAGAUGGCGCGACGACACAAGUUCCGCGCCGCGCUCGCCGCGCUGCCGCCACUGAGAAGGCAGAUACGGGAGUGGAAGGAGCGUCACGAGCGGCUGGAGAAGGAAUAUUUGGAUUCGUUGAACCAUUACUCUGAUCGGCUCCGACUGGCCGCCGCCUUGCAGGCUGAUGUCUUGCCGCACAAGAAGGUACACGAAGCCCGCGACAUGGUCGGCGGGUACGAGCAGGAGCAGUACGAGCGCGACGUGGUGCGCCUGCGCAUCGUGCGAGCGAGACAGCUGCAGCAGAUUACGGCACUAGAGCAAGAGAUCAAGUCGCUCCGUCUGAAGCCGCUGUCGCCGGCGGUGGUGCCUCCCGCGCACCGCACCCCACCCCCCACACCGCCCACACUCAAACCCCUCAAGCCGUCCGCGAGAUACAAGCACAAGAAAUACUUUCCCAUAACAUCCCUGGAUUCGUCGGCGCUGGGCUGCGACGCGCACACGGCGGCGCUGGUGGCGGAGUGCGUGCGCGCGCUGGACGCAGCGCCCGCCGCCGCCCCGCAGCUGCUGCGGGACCUCACCACUGACUUGCCCGAGGUUGUCGCCGGGAACAAGUCGCGCUUCGAGGUGGUGGAGGGUUGGGUGAAGAAAUGGGUGGAGCGGCGCGGCGGCGGCACAGGCAGUGAACCGCGUGACUACCGCCGCCGGACUCGCGCGUUCGACGCGCUCGCCAAGCUCGCCGACAAGAUGAUACAGCAACAUAUAGACGUGAUCGAGGGCGCCGGGGCGAGCUCGCACCGUGCGAUGGCGGCGAUGGAGCGCGCCAUAAGCGACGUGGCGGACGCGCGCCUGCCGCUGCACGAGCGCCUCGGCCCCGCCCUAGCUACGCUGCUGCACGCCACCGCGCCAGAUGACAUAGCGGGUGACGAAGCCAUGACGUCGCUAGUGAGAUCGCUGACUGUCAGUGAACCCAUCACGAUGGAGGCGUUGGACCUGAUACAAGUGGCUGCUGUUGUGCAGGAUAUUAAAGACUGCGGUGUGGAGCACCCCGACGAGGAGCUGGGCGAGAUGGUGCAGGCGGCAGUGGGGUGUCUGCGCGCGCAGCACCUGGACGACGACGAGCACCACCACCUGCGACAACACCUGGACGACGCCUUCCGCGUCGACGUCGUACCCAAACCUGAGAGUUUGAUUUCGUCUGCUCGUGGAUCCUCUGCAUCUAAAAUAGAAGACAAUAUGGAGGAUAUUUAAAUUAUAAGUUCAUAAAUACAAUAUUGUAUCUUUCGUGUAUGGAGCAUACUGCAUAAU
Messenger RNA from Aricia agestis (brown argus), 6259 nucleotides. Its product is annotated as cilia- and flagella-associated protein 44. The transcript has 43 exons. Lineage: Eukaryota; Metazoa; Arthropoda; Insecta; Lepidoptera; Lycaenidae. The record is from RefSeq and is a predicted model, not a curated record. Bases 17 to 6202 code for a protein of 2061 amino acids. Gene Ontology annotation, molecular function: protein binding.